Molecule: messenger RNA, 1440 nt
Organism: Prionailurus viverrinus (fishing cat)
Lineage: Eukaryota; Metazoa; Chordata; Mammalia; Carnivora; Felidae
Gene: BEND2
Product: BEN domain containing 2
Exons: 9
Molecular function (GO): DNA binding
Source: RefSeq, a predicted model, not a curated record
AAUCACCCAAGUUCAUCAGGAAAUGACAGGGACCAGUGCUCUUCACUUGUCUUUCUCCCACCCAAUUUUGCAACUGAAAAGUUCAUACUCCUAGAAAUGUCAGGAAAUGCAGACACCAGCCCCGAAAACAGCUCCGAGACCAUCUAUUACCCAGCUUUAUUGGGAAGUAUCAGGGGCUCAGAUACUGACUCUUCAUCUCUCCCACUCCUGCCCAAUUUUGCACUUGACAAAGUUAUGCUUGUCGAAAUGCCGGAAAAAGCAGAAACCAGCCUGGAAAACAGCUGUCAGACGGUGUAUUACCAAACUUCAUUGGGAAAUGACACUGGCCCAGAUCCUGCCUCUUCAUCUCAAUCCGUCCCACCCAGUUUUGAAAUGAUGGGCAAAGAAGAAACCAGCCUGGAAAAUAACACUAAGAUGACAAAUUGCCCACCUGUAUUGGAAAAUGACAGUGGUCAAGAUACUUCAGCAUAUUUCUUCAUCCCUUCCAGUUUUGGGUAUCUCGGUGAUCCAAAAAGGAAUGUCAGGGUGCUUGAUGCUCAUUUGCUGACUGCACAAAGGAAGGCUAAUCCUAGGCAUGCAGUCCGCUACCUGAUUCAUAUUUUGUUCUCCAAGGAAAUUCUGACGGACGGCUGGGUAGGUGUCAAUUCCCAAGGCCUCCGACCUCUAGAUGCAAACAAAAUGGCUGCAUUAAGAGAACAUCUGCAAUCAGUUUUUCCCGACUAUGAUUUGCGUGAAUAUGGAAAUUACUGGCAAACCUGUAUUGCCGAUAUCAAUUCUCUGAUCAGCUGUUUGCGUUCUGAAGCCAACACAAUACGACAGAAAGCUGGUGACAACAGUAAAGGCCCUACCAAUCCUGAUACACCAGUGGCUGCAGAUUUGAACGGUACGAGGUAUGGUAAAGGCAGUGAAAGCAGUUCCCAGUUAUCUCAGCAAGCAGCUGCCUCAGAAACAAGAGGAAAUGGGAAUUCUCAGCAGAACAGCAGCGCUUGCCCCAAAGGAAUUAAAGAACAUUCCACUGAUAAUUCAUUGGUAUCUUACGAAGCAUUGGAAUAUCUUGGAAAUCCAGAUAGAAAUAUCCAGUUGCCGCAUUCAGUGCUAAGUAUGGCAAAAGUGAAGUCUCGCCCAGAGCUGUCAGCCAUAUACUUAAUUCGCAACCUGUUCACAGAGGAAGUCCUGAUAAGAAGUAACAUCUAUGGCAGCUUGGGGCAUGGCUUGUAUGCCCUUAAUCCGAAUAGGAUUAACGCCCUUCGAGAAUUUCUUGGAGACGCCUACCCAACCUGCGAUCUAUCAGAAAGUGGAUAUGACUGGAAGUUGUGUGUGACAGCUAUCAAUAGUUGUAUCCGUAGUCUUAGAUGUGACUUCAAGAAGUCCACAUCCAAAGCAUAGCCGCUUCCAGCAACAAACCCUUUAACAGAGUCAGAGCCAAGAGAUAUUGACUGA